CUAAAUCAUUACAGUCAGUUUAUAUCAAUAAACCAUUACACCACCAUUGGCGGAAGACGGUUCGCUGCAAGAGGCUGGCCGCCACCGUGGCACACCGUAUUAUCUUGUGUAACCAGGCUCAUACGGUGGUGUGGUUAUCCGUCAUCGCCGAUUCUUCCAUUUUCAAAGGUACAGAAAGAAACAGGAAGCUCCAAAGCAGACAAGUUCACAACCCCCUCCCUUCCCCCAAUAUUGUCGGAAUUCCAAGUUCGAUUUCGCAUAGAAUCUUCUGUUGAUGAAUUGAAUAUACUUCUAAUCAGAUCCCUUCUUUAAGUCUGUUUAAUGGGUGAGAUGGAAAGGACCAAUAAAAGCUUCGAGUUUUUGACAAGUAAGGACAUUGGAAUAACCUCGGACCAAAAGAAGGAAAGUGGAAUAACCAAGGUUUUUGAUCCAGCAUUUUCUUCAUCUCUUUUCCAGCUUCCUCAUAAGCUUCAAAAUUAUGUUAAGUCACAGUUCAACAAAUUAGCAAAAGAAAAUGAAGGAAUAAUCUCUGUAAAUUCUUUUCUGGGGAAGGAUAAAGGUUCAUCUACUGCAUUUGGGAUUGCUCCGGAGAAGCAAUUGCAGGCUUGGAGGGAGAAUCCUUCAUGGGUUGAUCAACCUCCGGAAUUAAAGGUCACUGUACCAAAAGGUUCUCUCUGCAACCUCAAUGUAAAAGUUGAUAUUGGGUUGCCUCCAGAUGCUAUAUAUGAUAUUAUAACUGAUCCUGAUAACAAGAGAGUUUUCAAGAAUAUUAAGGAAGUCAUAUCCAGAGAAGUUUUAAUUGAUGAAGGUCAGAGGCAAGUGGUUGAAGUGGAGCAAGCAGCUGGAUGGAGAUUUCUUUGGUGGUCAGGAGUCUUCUCAGUUCAUGUUUUAGUUGAUCAGAACAGAGAAGAUCACUCGAUGAAAUUCAAACAAGUGAAAACCGGUUUUAUGAAAAAAUUUGAAGGCUGUUGGAGGUUAGAACCUAUUUUUGUUGAUGAAAACAUCUGCUUUCCGUUCAAACCAAAAUCAUGGGCAGACUAUAGUUCGUGCACAGGAGGUAAAGGAAGAGUUGGAUCAAAGGUGACCUUGGAACAACUGAUCCAACCUGCCCUUGUCCCUCCCCCACCCAUUUCCUGGUAUGUGAGGGGAAUUUCUGCAAAGACCAUAGAGACAAUGAUUACUGAUCUUAUUGCUGAAGCUGCUAGAAUCAGGGAAGGUUUCCCCACUAUAUGCUCAAAGGAAGAUACACGAUCUACAGGAAUAAAUGAAGAACACCAAGUUGAUCAGAUACGCGAUAUUAAAGAAAGAUGGAGCAUUCGUAGGAGAAAUGCAAAGCAACGUCGGAAGCUAUUGACUGCUUAUUGAUUAGUUCAAAAUUCAUCUGUAACCUGCUGCAUUUGUAUUUUGUAUCAUAAUCAUCCAGCAAUAAUAUUAUGGGCACUUUCCAUUCUAGUUGUUGUAAAAUUCUUCUCUUCAAAAAUGUUUGUAUUCUUUAUAAUUCUGAAUAGAUCUCAGAGCUCAGUUUUUCUUUGGUUUAUCUAUGUAAUUUUACGUAACAUUAGUGGAGGAAAUAUCUUGUCCUCUAUGGAUGCCCCCAACCAUUAAGAGUAAGGUCAAUGAAGUCUUGGCACUGUG
Rubroshorea leprosula is the source of this 1635-nucleotide messenger RNA. The record is from the annotation of a GenBank genome assembly. Lineage: Eukaryota; Viridiplantae; Streptophyta; Magnoliopsida; Malvales; Dipterocarpaceae.